UUCAUGCGUUCUCAGGUACCUCAUAGCCCCCCAUCUUGGCUCACAUUUUGUUCCGGCACCUCCCAAUUUACAAAUUAAGCACUUUUGCCGAACUGCUGCUGCUUCCACGACCACUACCACCAUUAGUCACCACGUCACAUCCAGCCUGCAGCCAGAGGGGGACCUGAGUCGACAACGCUCUAUUCCGCAGAUAAGGGACGGUCAACCCCUAAACAUGCGAGUGUGGUCAAAUACUUCUGUUCAGAAUGGCCCCUGCUCAUGCAUGUCUUCCUCUCCCCCCUCUAUCGCCAGUGUGGAACAGACCAUGGGCUCGGUGCCACAGACGCUUGAUGAUAACGGGCGAAGAGGAACGACUGGCAACCAACAACCCGACGGACAAAUGCUGGACGAGCGACCGACGGUGGUGGCGGAGGCCAUCUUGAGGACAUCCAGCAGCGUGGACAGUGUUUUGGGACUGUGUGUGUGAAUGGUGUGAACCACCCUGAUACUUUUGAAAUAACAUUUUUAAAAACUUUUACUUUAUAGCCUUGUCUGUGUGGUGGCCUGUAGUCAUAGAAACCUGGAAGUUGACAUACUGUACUUUUUGCCAUGUAGUGUAUCUAAGCGGAUGAAUUUAAUAGUGCAUUUAAAUUAGAAUUCAACGUGGUGUUUUUUAGGAACACGUGUCCCCGUGGUAGUUGUAUUGAAUCAACUUUGCAUGUCCUCUUAUAUUGACCUGCAAACUCUUCCUGAUAUUGACCCUGUCGUCCCACAUGACUCAUUUUAAUACCACAACUCUUUUACAAUCUUGCCCCUUAAUACAGGAUGACAUCAUUUUAAAUUCUUUAAACCGAUGUCGCAAGGAAUGUUGGAGCUUGUGCAGUCUGUGACAGGGAGAGUUACUGUGCGUUGUGUUGGGUGCUAUUCGCUAUGACCCUCCACGUGUAGUGUGUUGACACAGGCAGAGUUAAAGACAGCCAAUGAAAAGAAGGACCCAUCCCUUUAUAAGCACGGUCUUGAUGAAGAGUCAUUCUGCCAAACCUAGUACACAGUGAAAAUUAAAAAACAUGCAUCUCAAAGUAGUGAUCUUCACCUUGUCAUGUUUGACAACCACAGCAUACCCACUCCACCGUACCCGCAGAGAAACAUCACAGGCACUACGGGACAAUCAAGCUCAUGAGAAGACAGACCUCAACAAGGAUGUCAAUGGGCUGUGGAAGAGCCAUGUGGAGAACAGCAACCUGUAUUCCCAGGACAGCCCCAACCCCAUGGUGAGCGAGAUCAGGCACAAGCUUACCCUGGAGUCCGAGAGGCUGCGCGCCCACCUUCGCCAGGAGCUCACUAAGCUGAGGGAGAGGCUCGCCCCGUACCCUGCCCACCCCCAGUCCAGCGAGUCCACCCUGGCCAGCAUGAGAGAUCGCCUAGGCCCCCUGAUCAAGCAGCUCCAGAGCGCCUUGGACGGCAACAGCCAGGAGCUGUGUAGCCACCUCAGGCUCUACUUUCAUGGAUUGGAGGCCACGGAAAGCCAGGCGGCGGCCGGACCCACCCUAUACCUGGAGGCUGUGCAGUGGAUCAGCCAGACCUUGGACGACAGCAGUGCCGAAAUGACCUUCCUCAUCCAGGACUUCAAAACCAAGAUGUCCAGCAUGAUCAGGGAGCUCAUUGGUACCAUUCAGGGGGACUUCUGGCAGGAGGUGAAUGUCCGACUGGGACAGGAGGUGCAGGCGUUGAGUCUGGAGAUCCAGGGCAGGGUGGGGGUGCUGAAAGCAAAUCUGGCCCGUCUCCUGCUGGCUCCACAGCCCCUCAAGGCAGUGGUGUCCACCAGUAUGGAUCAGUUCUGCCAGAGUGUUGCCUUACAAGACCAGUUGUUCCAUGCCCGAAUUGAGAAGCACCUUCUGGGGCAGGAGUCACAGGCUCAGAGCCCCAGCGAGCCGCUCUCUCUACAACCUCUGGGCUUAUUGGAGGAGGACUUCUCUGCGAAACUAAGUGUUCUCCUCCAGGACAUUCUUAACAAUGUCCAGUAAAAGCAGAACAUAACUUUCCACAUAGCAGAAUGAGAGCGAGAGAGUGCAUUGUGUCCCAUUAUAGGGAGCAUUUAAACUAUAUCAUUGUUUCUGCUCCUCGUGCUUAUAUAUAUCAACUCCUCUACCAUUGUAUAUAGAGUACAGUAAGUAAUCCAUGUAUAUUUAUGAUGUUUCCAUUGUUGUGUUUAUUUCAUGUGGAUGAUUGUUGUAAAGGCAUUGUAUGUCAACUGUAAAUAAAGCUUGUGUGAAGUUUA
Salvelinus namaycush (lake trout) is the source of this 2257-nucleotide messenger RNA. RefSeq names its product apolipoprotein A-IV-like. The coding region runs from base 1047 to 2003 and encodes 318 amino acids. The transcript is spliced from 4 exons. Lineage: Eukaryota; Metazoa; Chordata; Actinopteri; Salmoniformes; Salmonidae. The record is from RefSeq and is a predicted model, not a curated record.